AUGCCAGUUCCUUCACUCCUAAGUCUCUGUAGGAAGGCCUGCAUAAAAAAUGUUCACUCCACAGCGUUUACUGAUGUCGGAGACCUUCAAUACAACCAAAUAUCAGAUAUCCUAUCCUUCCUCAGAUCUCCGGAGCAACUUCAUCAAAUUGAGGAACAAAGCCCGCAGAUCAAAGGGCUAGAUGCCGAACUCUGGCAAAAAUUUAUCGCAAAGGAAGUUCCGAAAUGGGCGGCAAAAAAUUAUGCGCCCAAGAAUCCUCUAAAAUGGUAUGAGGUUUACAAACGUUAUAAGCGGGAACAAGCCGAAGAAAUCAAGCGGGAUGAAGAAACACUCAGGGAGACGAUGAUGGGAAUAAAAAAGGCACGCGACAAUAAUCUGUCAAAAGUCGUAGACCUUGGGAGUCUACCGAAGCUACCAAGAGAUCCAAGAAUGCUGGCCAAUAAUGGAGGAGUACCUCUGUCAAGGUCUAGUUUUAAAAAAGAGACACCAAGUACGCUGAGAUUUGCUGCAGCAAGCAAAAUCAAAAUGAAUGAUGGACAGAGUGUUCUCACUAGAGCUAGAAGAGAGGCAAAAGAAAUCGCUAAAAUGGGUAAGCUAAGCCGUCCAACGCAUCAACUAAGCAUAGGACGUGUCAGUAAAGCCCCUGCCGCGAUGGUAAAGGAAUAUCGAACAGCCAACCAGCCAGCCAUCCGGAUUCUCUCUCGUCGAAUGAAUUCUCAAACCCCCGGAAUUAAGGAUACAGCUCUUGAAGAUCGGGAAAAUCGCCUCCGAUCCUUAACUGCCGGUUCCAACGCACAUGGGGCCCAGCCAAAUUAUGUUGAUUCAGAAGACGAGUUUGAAGAGGCUGAUGAGCUAUUUAACGAUAGUCCAUCUAGCUCAGCAACUCUUAGCCAAAAAAAACAUACGCAAGCUGCUAUACUAUCUACGAAAAAGAAUACUGUCUCUAGGAUGCCAUCGAGACUCACCACUGCUACUAUUCCGAACAUAGCUGCUACACCAUCAUCCCGCGCAAUGUACCAGAGAAACCUGAGCAACCUCGCUGGAUGUAAGGUAGCUUCGUCUCCCUCGUUAGCUACCAAAAAAACCCCUCAGAAAAUGUCGAUUUCUAACAAUGACACUGGUGUCGUUGGAUCGAAGGCCUCUAUACCAUCUACUACAGCAAACGCAAAAAUUGCACUUAACAAGCGAAAUAAGCAAACAGAUAUCUUUAACCGUGGAUCGGCAAAAAGAUCCAGAUGUUAG
Blumeria graminis f. sp. triticale is the source of this 1242-nucleotide messenger RNA. Lineage: Eukaryota; Fungi; Ascomycota; Leotiomycetes; Helotiales; Erysiphaceae. The record is from the annotation of a GenBank genome assembly.